UCCGCGCUGAGGAGGCCGGACGGCGCGGCUGUUGCCGGGACGAUGGCGGGGACGGCGCUCAAGAGGCUGAUGGCCGAGUACAAACGAAUAGUGCCGCCGUUCGCUUAGUUGUUUGGCCAGGAACCCGGCAACAGCCUUGUUCUUUCUCUCUGCCUGCAGAACAGACCCCCCGCCGCUACCCCAGUUCUCACUUACUACUCUGACUCAAGCCAUCAGCUUCCCCAUCUAGACUGUCGUGAACUAACGCUGAAUCCUCCAGAAGGAAUUGUGGCAGGCCCCAUGAAUGAAGAGAACUUUUUCGAGUGGGAGGCACUGAUCAUGGGCCCAGAAGACACCUGCUUUGAGUUCGGGGUCUUUCCUGCCAUCCUGAGCUUCCCGCUGGAUUACCCAUUAAGUCCCCCAAAGAUGAGAUUUACCUGCGAGAUGUUUCAUCCCAACAUCUACCCUGACGGCAGAGUCUGCAUUUCCAUCCUGCACGCCCCGGGCGACGACCCCAUGGGCUACGAGAGCAGCGCCGAGCGCUGGAGCCCCGUGCAGAGCGUGGAGAAGAUCCUGCUGUCGGUGGUGAGCAUGCUGGCAGAGCCCAACGAUGAGAGCGGGGCCAACGUGGACGCUUCUAAGAUGUGGCGGGACGACCGGGAGCAGUUCUGCCGGGUGGCCAGGCAGCUGGCGCAGAAGUCCCUGGGGCUCUGAGGCCCGUCCUCACGCACGCACAGACACGGCGCCCAGCCGCGGCCCGGCUUUCUCUGCUGAACGCAUAGUGACAGUGACACUCUGUGCUGGUACCAAAAAAGGCAAGCUUGCAGAACCACAGCAUCUCUUGUUUUCCCUACCUUUCCCGCUCCAGACAGGCUUCUUUUCUGAAAUUAUGCUGUAUGUAGGACGAUGACAGCCAGAGGCAGUGUUACCGUGUUGCUGGCCUGGCGCUUUGGGGAGAUGCUGACAGCUGUCCCACCCCCUCUCCCGGCCGGGGUGCACACACACAGGCUGUGGCUUCCCUUCUGUCGCAUUGGUGGGGGCGUGUGUGCCACACUGCUGGGGCCUAGAACCAGUAAUGUUCCUUCGAGGGAACGAGGCCUCGCAGCUCGAGCGGUGGCUGGCAGGAGGGCUCUGCGGGCCCGGCCGGGGACGUCACUUGGUUUCAGUGCUUCAUAGUACUUCCUGCCUGUUUCCUUAUAAUCUCGUUACAUCGUUUUUGUUUGUCGUGUGUUACAAACUAUCACACUUAGAGAUACUUUCAGGAAAUAAAUACUUUUUAAAAACACAGAUUGAUGAGAAAUGGGAUGCGUGAAAGAGGUUUCCUGCUGGUUGUGAGGACAGACGCUAUCCUCCCGGUCAUGCUUCGAUCUGUGUCCUCGCUGACUUGCACGUCAUUAGGGCAGGAACACGCGGCCCCGUGUAGACACCGGAGCUCUGAGCUUCGGCAUGUGCGGCCGCAGCGGGAGCCUAACACGGAGACGGACUUGUCCUUUGCAGCGUGGCGUGGGAAGGGAACGCUCACCCUCGUGAGUGCUGGGCGCAGAGGCAUGCCUUAUCCCCGACCUUGGGCGCUGCCCGUUGGGCAGCAUGGUGUGCGGGGGGUGGGGGUGGGGUGUCCCUCUCCCCAGGCCCCAGCGUGGGGGCAAGGCACUUAGCUGUGGUCUGUGAUCUCGCUGCAGCUCCGGAGCCCGCCAGCCUGGGUGGCCCAGCAGUGCAGUGCCAGGGGCUCCGUGAACAAGCAGCAACAGAUGUGUCGCAGACUUGGAUGCCUGGCCGGUUUCAGACACGUUAAAUUUAAGUAGGAAUCUCUAUUUUUGAAAUAAGGGACCGUCUGUAAGACAUACAGUAGGUCACACUUUCCGUUAUCCUGCCCCCCCUUUCGGGCGCUGAGCGGACGCGUCCUUUCUUGGUGUCGCCGGGAGCUGGUGGGAAGGGCUCCGUCCACGCGGGGCUUCUGUAAGGAAACCCAGUUCUUUCUCUCUCGGGGGAACCGUCGUCACGUUGACGUCCAGUAUGAGCACUUGGACCUGGAAGGGCACCAGAAAGGACAGGUGCUGUCCCCAAAUGGGACUUGCAGGCCCCUCCCGCAGAGGGAAGGCGGGCUUUGUGCGGGCGGGACUCCGAGGAGUCUAGAGAAGGAAGAUGGGUGGUCUCUUUGCAAACGAAGUAUUUUUACUCCCUUGUAUUUAUUAAGUGGAAACAAAGAGUCUCGUGUCCUUGCUCUGUGGCGCAGUUUAAUUACUACGUU
This is a messenger RNA of Mustela erminea (ermine), 2227 nucleotides long. RefSeq names its product ubiquitin conjugating enzyme E2 G2 (gene UBE2G2). The coding region runs from base 280 to 693 and encodes 137 amino acids. NCBI's taxonomy places the organism in Eukaryota, Metazoa, Chordata, Mammalia, Carnivora, Mustelidae. Gene Ontology annotation, cellular component: endoplasmic reticulum; cytosol. The transcript is spliced from 7 exons. The record is from RefSeq and is a predicted model, not a curated record.